CAAGUCAUCCAUGUGGCCCGUACCUUCAAUCCUGGAGCGGUGACUCAUAUUCAUUGCUUGCUCCCAAACACGCUGGUCUCUACCUGUCAUGGGCGACAUACUUCCCGUGGACGUUUCACGAUUACCUUAAAUCGCUGUUUACAGAAUAUCAACAGAUUUUCUGCAGGGACUGGGGAUGCCGUAGAUGCCAGCGUGGAGAUGGAUGCAGGCCGGGCCACCAUGGCAGUUUUGACAACCCUUGUCAGUGUAACUCUCUGGUAUCAUGCAAAGGUGUUUCAGCCACGCUUUACAAAUGUGGAUUCGCAUUCGGUGAUGCGGCUGCGUUAAAUGAAAAAACUAACGCAAGAACAUGUACGAAAUUUGGCGUACUGUUGAAGAGAGUUAUGGACUCCAAAUACUUCGUCGCGUUGUUCAAGCAGUGUGACGAACUGCUGUUCAAAAUCCGCGCCCCCUUCAUCUGGCUCAACGUCGCCCUCUGGCUCCUCUCUGUCCUCUACCUCAUCCACAUCAUGGUCAUCCGCCUCGACCUGCUACACAUCAAAUCGCAUCUACAUAGUCCCUCGAGUCAUCGCAUCGCUGCUCAAUCGCUACUUGCGGCUGCGCGUGUUAACAAGCUUAACAGAGUGUUUUAUCUGCAACCAUAA
Molecule: messenger RNA, 644 nt
Organism: Babesia bigemina
Lineage: Eukaryota; Apicomplexa; Aconoidasida; Piroplasmida; Babesiidae
Exons: 1
Source: RefSeq, a predicted model, not a curated record